AAAAAAAGAGAAACAACCUAGAGGAGGUUGGAUACGCUUGAAGAAGGUGAGGGAGAAAGUACGAGGUGACCGGACUGGACUGAGCUUCAAGUGCGGUUACAAUGUGCGGAUGAAAGAGAGGUGCAGAGGGAAACCACCGCAGGAUCCGCGCGCCGUGUCCAGGGUUUGAGGGCCGUGGCCGAGAAGAAAGAAAGCCACAGAGAGGAGCUGAGCGACGGUGAAGCCUACAUACGCAGUCUGAAACGACGUGCGAUGGAGGACCUCGGCGAGAUGGACUGCCCGGUGGUGAAGCGGCUCUUAAAGGACGACAGCGCCAAAUGCCUGCUGCUAGACUGCCGCUCUUUCCUCGCCUUCAGCGCGGGGCACAUACGCGGCGCCGUAAACGCCCGCUGUAACACUAUCGUCCGCCGCAGAGCCAAGGGCUCCGUGCUGAGCCUGGACCAGAUACUAGCGGGAGACGAGGAGGUCCGGGGCCGCCUUCGCUCGGGGAUGUAUUCCGCAGUGGUGCUGUACGAUGAGAGGACACCGGACUCUGAGACGGUGAAGGAGGACAGCACUCUGACUCUGGUCCUAAAUGCGCUGUGCAGGGACUCCUCCGGCACUCACGUAUACCUACUGAAAGGUGGAUAUGACAGGUUUUUCACAGAAUACCCAGAGUAUUGUUUAAAAACAAAAUCCUUGCCGUCCCUCACCAGCCAGUCCAGCAUUGACUCUGCGUGCUCAUCCUGUGGGACACCACAUCACGAUCAGGGUGGUCCAGUGGAGAUCCUGCCGUUCCUCUACCUUGGCAGUGCCCUCCACGCCUCAAAGAAGGAGGUUUUGGACAGCAUUGGAAUCACUGCCUUGCUGAACGUGUCCGCUGACUGUCCAAACCAUUUUGAAGGGGUGUACCAGUACAAAUGUAUUCCAGUGGAGGAUAACCAUAAAGAAGACAUCAGCUGCUGGUUCCUGGAGGCAAUUGAGUUCAUAGACUCAGUAAGAGACUCCAGUGGGCGAGUCCUGGUCCACUGUCAAGCAGGCAUCUCUCGUUCUGCAACCAUUUGCCUUGCCUACCUGAUGAAGAGGAAACGGGUGCGUCUGGACGAAGCGUUCGAGUUUGUGCGCCGGCGUCGCAGCAUCAUCUCCCCCAACUUCAGUUUCAUGGGUCAGCUCUUGCAGUUUGAGUCUCAGCUCCUUGCUACAUCCUGUGCAGCAGAAGCUGCCGCCACGGCGAGCCCUCUACUUGGACCCAAGUCCUCAGCGACCACCACCUCAACAUCGACGACGCCCACCUCCCCUUUCAUUUUCAACUUUCCUGUUUCUGUGGUGAACCCCGCCUACCUGCACCACAGCCCACUCACAACCUCCCCCGGCUGCUGAUGGACAGCCAAUCAUAACCUCCCCCUACCAAAAUAACUAUCUGAGCACAGACUUGGCUGCCAUUAUCUGGAUGAGUGGUUGCUCUUACUGACUGCUGCAGGAUGUACAUGCUUCCAGGGCGGGGGAGGUUAAAAGUGUCAUGGUGCCUGAUUCAAAACUCAAAGACUGAAAAAAAUCUUUUUACAGUUCAGAAACCAGCCAACGCUCCUUCCUUUUCAAUACCAGAUUUCUUCACAUUGACCAAAAAUAAACUGGCUCUCAAAACCUGUUUCAGUGAACAAGUUUGGAUGGAGUGUUGGACUGACAUUUGCUGAAGUUACACCCUCUUCCUUGAAAAAAAACAAAAGGACAGCAUGCACAGAGGCACACUGAUCCACACGCUGACACAGAGAGGCAUGAACAGCAGUGAACACUCGCUGCCUCACAAACACACGCACGCAUUCAUGACUACCAACUGAAUAAGCUCAGUAUGAAGACAGGGUCUGUUGCUAUGGAGACAACAGGUCUUUAGGAGAGGAGAUGGACACAGGAAGGAAGGAGGAAUUUUAAGCACCCGAUCCUUCCCCCUUGGGUGUCCCUCCUAUUGCCAGACAAAAGAGAUGGAUGGAGAAAAGAGGGGAGGAGACGGUGAUAGAAAGCAGGAGCCUCUUCAGUGACAGGUGCUCCGACCGGAGCUUCCUGUCUUUCAUACGUCCUCUUCCUCCCUCUGUCUCUCAUCCAUACCUUCCCCUCCUCUCAUCUCCUUUCAUCCUCUUUUAUUCAUUCCCUGCCCCUCUUCUCAUCCCUGCCUCUUAUUUUCACCCCCUCUGCUCCCCAUCUCCUCACUGAAGAGGCUAAAUAGGUAAAAUAAAAUGCCAAAUAAAGGCCAGAGCCCUCACUCUUGGACUGGGAAACCCCACUGCAGGUCCUUGAUAAACUCUGUAAACCCCAUCAGUCUCUUCACAUAAAAGUUGGUUUUCAAGGACAGAGCCUACAGAAAUAAUGCCUUUACAAAAAUCAUUUUGCUCAACGGCCUGACAUAUUUGGUGGUGAUUUUUUUUAUCUUGUCUUGAAUUUUAAAUCACAGGUUGAAUUUAGGAGCACAGUGGUUCUGGAAGAUGCUUAAGACGAAGACAGAGCUGCUUAAAGAACCAUGCUGGUGGUCCUGUAUGUUUUAACCCAUUAUGAAUAAUUUGCCUUAUGGUUAAACCAUUUUCCAAAACAUAAGUUACCUUUUAUACGUAGGUGUGUAUUCUCUGUUGAUUUUCCUAAGGUACUCAGAUUAUUGGCUCCUAUGCUUUGAAAAAUGGUGAUUAUUUAGUUAAUGGGCAAAAAUGUGCACCAGCAGUGGGUCUUUUAAGAUGUUUGUGCCUUGUUCAUAAAGGUAUCCCCUGGACUUUGGUGUUCCUGGAUUUGCCAGUGAAAUGAUACUUUUUCCUUAGCUGCUAGAAAGCAUAAUGCUGAAUGUUAAUCAGCCUUUUCAGAAGAAUCUCAGAACUUCAGCUGUGCAGAACAGACUCUUUUUCUUCAAAGCAAAAGCUUUUCUCUUCAUCUUUAACCAUACACCCACAGAUUAACGCAAACACAUGCAAACACAUCAUUUUCUAUAUUUCAUGAGGCAUCAGACUCACCGUGAACUCCACAGAAAAUAUUCAGGAUAGCAAAACAAAACAAGGACACUGUAUUAAAAGCAAUCUUUGAAUAGAUUCCCUUUGCUACAAAUACCAACUCCAUAGACUGUCAACUAAUGCUUUUAAGAAAUGAAUUAAGGGAAUGAUAUACAAUGACAUUUUUUAUUGAACUGUUCUUGAAGUGGAGUAGAUUUGAGUGAUCUUAGAGGCAAUAUUUUCUCUGAUUACAUCCUUAGAUGUUUUUACAGAUCCUCCAUUUUUUUUGUUUCUUAAUAAAAGAAAGGAUAUUCAAAAACAUUUAUCAACUCCACUUUAAAAAACAUCCAGGGCCAUCAGUGUUACUCCUUGUGAGUGUAAAGCAGGAAAAACCCAAUUGUUUAUUGAUUUCAUAUUCAGAUCCAUACUAGAAAAGAAGGAGUAAUGAGAGAGUGAAUUACCCUCAGGCCUGUGUGGCCAUUAUCCAGUAACAGGAAGUUGUUCUUACGUUUCUUCAGUGUUUGACUCCUGAUGUGCACACAAACACACAAAUGCAUACCAUAGCUACAGCCUUUUCUGUUUUUCAGGCUUGUCCACAGUUCUCUCUGUAGCAUUUUGCUAGAAGUCUUGCAAUACUGUACUUACAAUCGAUACAAGAAAAGAAACAACAGCAGUGAUUUUUUUAGGCUUUCACACCCAGGUUUCAUGUUCUAACAUCACAGUCUGAGACAAUGUUUGCAGGGCUUCUGCCUUUGACCAGGCUAAGCUCUACACUCUGUGCUAGACAUCCAAAGGCACAAAGUCCAACCAUGGUCACUUUUAUACCCCAUGUACGCACAAAACAGACAGACACACAUACACACAGGGUUUCAAUGUAAGUGUUUUUGAAGAUUGUCAGCACCUAUCUCUGUAGCACUUUGAAGUGAUGCAAUACUGUAUUUAUAAUUUAUAAGUAAUUUGUACAUCAUGGUUAUGGUAGACUGGCUAAACUUUUCAUGAAGUGGUUUUGUCCAUGUUAGAGGGGGACAGAGUGAGAGAAAAGAGAGCAAAUCAGUAAAAAACGCAAUACUUUAUACAUUGUGUGGUACCUGUUUGUCUGUCGGCCUGUCUGCCUCUCUGUGUUAGUCCAUCUGUCUUGACUGUCUCUCUGUCUGGUCAAUGCUGUUUACCCAUCAUGGCAAUAUCAAUCCUUCACUUGGACAUUUAUAGAUAUAAAAACAACUUUCCCUCAAUUUUAUUGUGGAAUGAAUGAUCUGUGCAUUUAUUUAUUACUGAAAAGAC
Molecule: messenger RNA, 4226 nt
Organism: Cheilinus undulatus (humphead wrasse)
Lineage: Eukaryota; Metazoa; Chordata; Actinopteri; Labriformes; Labridae
Gene: dusp4
Product: dual specificity phosphatase 4
Exons: 4
Coding region: 253-1359 (368 amino acids)
Biological process (GO): negative regulation of MAPK cascade; endoderm formation; protein dephosphorylation
Cellular component (GO): cytoplasm; nucleus
Molecular function (GO): MAP kinase tyrosine/serine/threonine phosphatase activity; protein tyrosine/threonine phosphatase activity
Source: RefSeq, a predicted model, not a curated record